This is a messenger RNA of Mangifera indica (mango), 1126 nucleotides long. RefSeq lists its product as uncharacterized. The record is from RefSeq and is a predicted model, not a curated record. NCBI's taxonomy places the organism in Eukaryota, Viridiplantae, Streptophyta, Magnoliopsida, Sapindales, Anacardiaceae. The coding region runs from base 58 to 963 and encodes 301 amino acids. The transcript has 7 exons.
UCCAUAGGAGUUGAAAUAUUUUCUUUCUGCCUUCAAACUGAUUGCUUUGAAGUGGAAAUGGAAAUUGAGGAAACACUGAAGAUACUGAACAGUUCUCUAUAUACUAUCAAGUGGCGUCUGAAAUCUGCAGCCAAGCUUCGUCUGGAAAUUGAUUUUUUAGCGUUAUGCACCAGAAUGAGGCCAGUUAUAAUGGUUGACUAUGGGGGAAAGAUGCCUGAACUGCAACAACAUCUAUGUGCACUUCUUAAACUUUGUCAAAAGGAGUCGCCUGUUUUUGAGGAUCUAAAAGUUAUGAUUAUAGAAGAUAUGAUAUACUUGAUUCAUGUUAAAGAACUUGCUGAGCAUGUUAGCUUAAGCUUGAGCUCAGAAGCUGAUUUGCAGUUUGUGGACCUAGAACAGGAUCCCCCUAAGAUGAUAACAAUAACCGAAAAAAGCUCUGUGGGAAUGCAAUUAAUAUCAGUUCAGAAGUUGUUCUCGUCACUUUUUCCACUCAAUAGAUUGAACAAUGAUGUUCUGUCCUGUGACCGAACAGAUGAUAUGGUUAAAUCCAAAUCAUCUGAUGAGCCUGUUGCUUCUCAAUCUUCUGAAGUUAUUGAUCUCAGUAGCUGCUUGCACAAUACUGAGGUUACAAUGCCAACUUUGAAUGGAUGGCUUCUUGGUUAUCCAGUUGUCUAUUUGUUUGGCAUAGAGCAUAUUGCUGAUGCUAUUUAUAAUCUUUCGACCAAGUCUCUUCGCAUCUUCAGAAUUUUAGUCUGCAGGAAUGGUCCUGCAAAUAAAGGUUCUUCGCCAGAGGAACUAAUGAGCUUCUCGGUGCCUUAUGAUCUAAGCAUGGGAGGGAGCAAAGAACCAUGGGCAGAGAUGUUUCUGGCUAAGAUGCAAUCAAAAUGGGGAAAGUGCAAGCAAACUUGGAGGACCCUAAAGAUGGAAGUUAAUGAAUGCUUUCCACAAGCUAUUGCAUUAUAGGUCUAUGAACCAACCCCAGUCUUCUCACUAGAAAAAUUAUGUAUAGCAAAGUUUUCAAACCCGAAUUGGACAUUGACCCAAUGAAGGAUGGGGCUAAUCUAGUUCAGCCGACUAUCGAAUCAUUAUACUGUUUAAGUAAAUAUAAAAAAACUAUUUAAAACAA